AGUGAAUAUUUCGGUUUUGAAGUUUGCUACGUGAAAAGUUCAGGAACACUAACGCUUUAAGAUGGUUUGUUUGAUAUUUUUAUCCUUUAAUUUUAAGAUAUAUUUAUAUUUUAAUGAUUUAACUAUCAAUUUCCUUAAAAUUACUGAAAAAUAGUCGGAAGUUGAGGACCAAUUGAAGAAGAUGAUGGCCCAUAAAGGAGUCGUUGGUGUAAUGAUUGUUAAUAGUGACGGGGUUCCAAUAAGAACAACUCUAGAUAACUCUACAACUGUACAACACGCAGCUCUUAUCCAACAACUCGUUACUAAGGCUAAAUCCGUUAUCAGAGAUUUAGAUCCUUCCAACGAAUUAUCCUGCUUAAGGGUUCGGUCAAGAAAGAACGAAAUUAUAAUAACUCCUGGUAAAUUACAAUCUAAAUUACCUUUUCUAAAACAAUCUAUUAAUCGGUUCUUCAUCUUUUAACAAACAGAAAAGGAUUACGUCCUAAUUGUUGUACAAAAUGCCACGACCGAAACAUAAAAAACUUUAUAAAUUUCUUAUUGUAUUGUUUAUCACUUAAAACAGCAAACAAAGAAAGAAAUUAAGAGGGGAUUAACAUUUAUUUCAUUUCUCUUAGUCUUUUAAUAUACAAAUAUGAAUAUAUUUUUUGAAUAUAUUUAAAAAAAACAUAGUUUAAAAUCAAUUUUUUCAUUCUUUUAUAAAUAUAAAAUUUUUUAUGAAGAAAAAAUCAAUUAUAAAUUUUAUAUAAAUAUUUGAAUUUAUAUAAAAAAGAAAGAUUUUUUUUCAUUCAGUUUAGUUUAGGUUUUAAUAAGGAUGACUUUUAAAAUGCACUUUUAAACUAAAAUUUUUAUCGGCAUCAAAUAGAGGGCGUUGGUUGUUUCCUUUAAUACAGGCCUACACUUCAUGUUUGGAAAUAGUAUACGCUCGUAUAUUAUCGCUCAACAUGUGGGCAUGUAAUAUAUGCGAUGGGACAGAAUUUGAAGAAAUUGAUGGGCUCUUUUUCUGUUUAGAGUGCCAAACGCAAUCUCAACAGGUUGUAACUGAGAGUGACGUAUACAAUAUAUCAAAAGUUGGUAAAAGAAGUAUUCGGAUCAAAGAAGACAAGCCAAAAAAGCCUGAUAAAAAAAGUGUAACCGGUAAGAAAAAAGUUGGAACGCGCCCUUGGCGAAGCUAUGAAGCGUUAACAGUACUUUUAAAGAAACAGUUAGAAGAAUGGAAAAAACUGGGAGUAGAUGAUAUUACAACCAGCGUAGUUUUGAGAUUGUGGGCCAAAUGUUUGGGAAAAUUGCACACAGCUUUUACAAAGGAUAUAGAGCUACCUUUUCGCUUUAGAGAUCGAUAUCCAAAUCUUUCGAGAUCUGAAGCAUCCAUUCUAUUCAGGCAAUUUCGCUUGCGAACAAAUUCACAAAAGCAGAAAAUAAGAAGAUACUUAAAUAAUAAGAAAGAACUUCUUCAAGAAAAGUCUGGCAACAAGGAAGAAACUAGAAAUUUCUACGAGAGUCUUUUGCUGAUUUCUGCUAUAAACGCUCAAGCCAUUAGAUUAGUUCAUCCAACAAUUACUAUAGGUGAAUUAUACUCCCACUUAAAAUCCGACAAGAUUCCUUUAACUACAGCGACAAAUUACCUACCUGAAUGGAUGAAGAUAGAUUCCGAUGAUCGGGCAAUAUUUAAAGUUGGAUAUUUUUCACUAAGAACAUUUAAGCAAUCUCUUUCAAAACUCGCCUCAAUUAUGAACGAAGAAUUACUUUCAAUUAAUCGAAAUCAACUACAAGGUUUAAUUACUCGUUAUAUUUUCAUACUCAAUUUACCUACGGAAAUGAUUCGUCUAGUACGAAUAUACUAUACUGUUCAUGAGAAAAAAGUAAUACAUUCAAAAAGCACCAUUCCUGAGUAUUGGAUUCUGUCGAUUAUAAUUAAAGUUUUGGCGUUUUUAUUUCGUAUAGACGGAACACAAGAAAAGAAGCUCUCAGAAAUAGGAGUUUUACUUUCCUCAAAAUCACACGUAAAGUGUUUUUGUUAUGAUGAAUGGAAAAGAUGGCUAACAAAAGAAUCCUUAAAAUACAAUAAAGACGUUAUACAUUGUGGAGAAGAAUUUAGGAAGUGGAAAAGCAACGAUGGAGAUAGUGCUGAUAGCAGAAGAAUGUGGAGCAAUGAUUAUACUUAUAGUUUGGCAAGACCAUUAAAAAGAUUACGACGAUCCAUAGAAAAAACAUAUGAUAUUAAACAGCAAAACAUAACAUUUACAAAAACGACUGUUGAUUAUUUAUUACAAGAAUAUUCGACUAUUGAAACAAGAAUUAAUGAAUUAUCUAUUCAAGAUACUAUCAAAGAAGAAAUACUAACUAAUUUAAAAAGUAUGUAUAACUAUAAAAGGAUACCAAGUAGUCAGAAAAAAAUUAAUUUUGUUAAAGAUAUUCUGUUUCAACUCUGCAAAGAAACAUGUACAAUAACGUAUCAAGAAAUUUAUGUUGAUAAAGUAUUCGAUUUAGUUUGCCAAGAGAGAUAUACUAAUUUGCAAGCAAGUUUGUCUGUUAUCUAAUGAAAUUGAAAAUAACUUUAUUAUAAAUCUGCAGAGACAAGCUUUUUCUAUAUAUUUUAUAUUUUAUUUAAUGAAUUCUUAAAGAAAAAUACUUUUUUAGGCUUUUU
Molecule: messenger RNA, 2644 nt
Organism: Dimorphilus gyrociliatus
Lineage: Eukaryota; Metazoa; Annelida; Polychaeta; Dinophilidae
Source: the annotation of a GenBank genome assembly